AUGACCACAGCCGUACACCCCCCACAGCCGGUUCCGUCGUCAACAACCACGUUUGCUGGAUUUUCAGAUGCUACCAUUCUUGACAAAUUCACAAGCCAACCAGUCUCGUUCACCACCAAUAUCUUGGUGGUGGGGGGCGCCUAUGCGGGACUCUCUGCAAUCAACGCAUUUGUCACUCACUUCAAGGCCAAGUCCCGGGAGUUUCCCGGAAAAUACUCCGAUAAAAACAUGGUUUCCAUCACCCUUAUCGAGCCGCGAGCUGGGCUUUUGAACGUGAUUGGAAUGCCCCGGUGCAUUGUGGACACCGAGUUCGCCCAAACGCAGUUCGUGUCAUUCGACCGCUUGAAUAACUUCAAGAUCGACCGGGUGGUACUGGCCAACGACGACGUGGUGCUGGAAUUGGCCCCACUGCCAGCCGAGACCAGCGACAACAAUCUCGCUGGUGUCAACGUUAACUACGUCCAGGGCCACGUCACGUACUUGGAUGAGACCAAGGCCCAGUAUACGCUCGUCGCCGACACUGGGGCUUCCUGUGGCCAGGCGGUAGUGGACUUUGACUAUGUGAUUUUGGCAACUGGCCGUGAUCGUAACUGGCCCACCACUCCUAAGGCCUACACUCACAAGUCAUUUCUCCGGGAAAUGGACGACUCCAUGGUCCGCAUCGAUGCUGCCAAUACCAUCUCCAUUGUGGGUGGUGGGGCGGUGGGCAUCGAGUUGGCAGGAGACUUGAAGCACUUCAGGCCCCACAAGACCAUCAACCUCAUCCACCCCCACGCAUCAAUUCCGCCCGAGCCACUCCAGGAGGAGUUCAAGCGGCUUGCCCUUGAUCUGCUCUGCCAGUCGGGUGUCAACGUGAUCCUCAACACACGGAUCGAAGCACCCAAAUCGGUAGACUUGGGAACUACCUCAGGGGAUUUAUCCACCACCAGUGGCGGCACCAUCACCUCCGACUUGAACAUCUGGUGCACGGCCCAUCGCAACAACACCUCGCUCCUCGCCGGCCACCUCAAGCAGUUUGUGACCCCCAAAAACGAUAUUCUUGUCAAUGAGUACCUACAAUUGAAAUGCGAGGAUCACAUUAUAAGCAACUUCUUUGUGCUUGGAGACUUGGUGAGCCUUGAUAUCAUCAAGAGUGCUGGAUGGGCAUGUUAUCACGGGCGUCAGGUUGCCAAUAACCUUACGAGCUUGAUCUUUGACAAUACAUUCGUCGAACCCACCCCGGCACUCGACCAAGUUCCGCGAGGAAUGGUGCUAGUGGCAGGUAAUGGAGAGUUGAUUUGCGAGCUUGGUGGGGAGGUCUCAAAAAAUGUCCCUGACUUUGUGGAGGAGUACAAGGACUACUGUUUUGGCCGACUCAGAGCUACCCUCGACGUAUAA
Messenger RNA from Yamadazyma tenuis ATCC 10573, 1377 nucleotides. RefSeq lists its product as uncharacterized. Lineage: Eukaryota; Fungi; Ascomycota; Pichiomycetes; Serinales; Debaryomycetaceae. The record is from RefSeq and is a predicted model, not a curated record. Gene Ontology annotation, molecular function: electron-transferring-flavoprotein dehydrogenase activity; flavin adenine dinucleotide binding. Gene Ontology annotation, cellular component: cytoplasm.